Brugia pahangi is the source of this 387-nucleotide messenger RNA. The record is from the annotation of a GenBank genome assembly. Lineage: Eukaryota; Metazoa; Nematoda; Chromadorea; Rhabditida; Onchocercidae.
AUGGAUCGUCUCGUUGCUCGUAUCCAGCGACAAAGCCGUUCAAAACAGUUUCCCGAUGCGUUACUUUUCACCGUACUUGGCAACAGUGAUUGUAAACCAAAGCAAAUUGCUAACGGAGUCUUACUAUUCCAAAGUGGCGAUCAGAUUUUUUACUGGUAUUUACUACUAUCCGGUGAAGUUCAGCUUUUUCUCUCUACGGCCGAUAAUGAGCGUAUAAUCGAAACGUUACAACCAAUUGCGCUUUUUGGUGAAUUAUCAAUUUCACGGCAUUCCUGCUCAGCACGUAUUAUACGUCCAGCUGAAAUUGUCACCAUCAAUCAAAGUCAUUUUGUCGCCAUUUAUAAUGUUUGUGUCAUUUUCUUCGUCAUUAAUUUCAAUAAUAAUUAA